Molecule: messenger RNA, 351 nt
Organism: Paramecium tetraurelia
Lineage: Eukaryota; Ciliophora; Oligohymenophorea; Peniculida; Parameciidae
Exons: 1
Source: RefSeq, a predicted model, not a curated record
AUGAAGUAAACAGUCUACCUACUAUCUAAAAAAUUGAAUAAAUCUUACUUUCAAUUGUCAACACUAUUUAAAAUACAUCUAAAAUUGAAAUCUAUUUAGGCUGUUUAAACAGAAAGUAAAAGAAAGCUUCAAUUACACCAUUUUUUAUUUUCUAGUGUUCAAUAAGUAGGCAUUGAAAAAGGCUAAAUUAUUUUAUCGGAAUAAGUCAAUACAAUAAGAAGUGGAGAUCAAUUCAUCUAGAAGUAAUAAAUUGAUAGAGGAAGAUUAAAAAAUAUUAAAAGUACUUAAAAAAAGUAAAGAUCUAAACGAAAUUAAAGUCAAAAUACCAAGUGCAUUAGAAAAGAGAAUUGA